AUGGCAAACUUGAGUUUAAGUGUCAUCAAUAAUGACUCCAAGAAAACUUUUGAUAUAACAGACGAACCCUGCUUCACUUUUACGAACAAUCGCGUUUUGAAGGUGUUCAUGGUCCUUGCCUACGUUCUCGUGAUAGGCACUUCCAUCGUAGGUAACACUUUACUGGCGUUCAUCUACUUCAAAAGCAAAACAAUGAAGACCGCGAUCAACUGCUGCAUCAUGAACAUGGUGCUCGCAGAUCUUCUUAUCACUUUAGUCUACAUGCCAAGAAUGAUCGCUCGUAUUCUCGUCAGCCUUCAAUGGCUGGUCGAGGGAACGCUAGGACUUGUUCUUUGUAUAUUUGUAUCAAUGUCGCAAGAAAUCUCAAUAUGCGUAUCAAUCCUGACAGUUGUUCUUAUCGCCUUUGAGAGGUUCUUUGCGGUGACGGUUCCCUUACGAGUUGUUAUCUCGAAGAAGCUCUCCACCCUCUUACUGUGCGGCACUUGGCUGGUGUCGCUAGCGGCGCGAUCCCCGAUGUUCUACGGCGUCAAAACGAUUCGGUUUCAGUCUGGCGAGCUGGGCUGUUUUUGGAUUAGCUCUCUCAGCUUCCAAACGGAGCGAUCAAGAAAGUCGUAUCACAAGUCUAUGCUAGUUGCAUUCUAUGGUCUGCCUCUACUCAUCAUAAUGACAUUAUACACUGUGAUUGUGGUCUCCUUAAGGCGUCGCCAUGGCCUGAUUGACAAUGUCACAAGGGAUUGCGUAUCAGCCUCGACCAGAAAAGUGAAUAAUAUGAUCCUGGCCGUGAUAACAGCUUUCCUUCUAUGCUGGAUGCUGUAUUUCCUCGUUAUACCAUUACAGGAGUUUUGGGAUGUGGUUAUUCCAUGUGAGGUUCUCUUCUUGCGGUUUUUUCUUGGUCACUUGAACAGUGCAUGCAACCCAAUUAUCUGUCUUACGUUGAGUGAGAAUUAUCGAAAAGCUUUUCAAAUGAUACGCCAAAAACUGAAACUUGAAAAGCCAUGGAUUAUCAUGCUUGCAAGUGCAUCGUCAAAAAGAGAUCGCUCAAGAUCUAACAUCGAGUUAAACAGUGUGAGAGCCUUGGAAAGUUAG
Messenger RNA from Stylophora pistillata, 1086 nucleotides. Its product is annotated as neuropeptide Y receptor type 1-like. The record is from RefSeq and is a predicted model, not a curated record. Lineage: Eukaryota; Metazoa; Cnidaria; Anthozoa; Scleractinia; Pocilloporidae.